Molecule: messenger RNA, 279 nt
Organism: Parnassius apollo (apollo)
Lineage: Eukaryota; Metazoa; Arthropoda; Insecta; Lepidoptera; Papilionidae
Source: the annotation of a GenBank genome assembly
AUGGAUCCACACUUAGAAUCUCGCUUGAGCCAGUGGUUGCACGAAAAACAGGAUGAUGAAGAAGUGAUUCAAAGUGAAUCUGAUGAUGGGGAAGAUGGAGUACUACCAAUGCAACAGGAAGACCUGGUACAGGAAGCCGUAAACGAAAACCAUGCGUCAUCGUCUGAAGAUGACAUGCCUCUUUCUGAAAUCGUUCAGAACAAUACACGAGACGAUGUUUAUGUAUCUAGAAAUGGAACACGGUGGAGUAAAACAUGUAUACUGCAUCAAUACGGGUAA